Seriola dumerili (greater amberjack) is the source of this 5801-nucleotide messenger RNA. Its product is annotated as Mab-21 domain containing 2. NCBI's taxonomy places the organism in Eukaryota, Metazoa, Chordata, Actinopteri, Carangiformes, Carangidae. Bases 184 to 1698 code for a protein of 504 amino acids. The record is from RefSeq and is a predicted model, not a curated record. The transcript is spliced from 2 exons.
UACAACCUGCCUCCUGAACGAACUAGCACUUUACUUUGAAGGUUGUGAGCAGCGGAAGUGGAGCCGUUGUUUCCGGUGGUUGUGUUUGGUGUGGUCUGGUUCGGCUCGGUUCAGCUCGGCUCGGUACAGACCAGCAGCUGCAGGACCAGCAGUAGUAAACCUGUGUGUGACCGCGGAGGAAAGAUGGCGGCCCCUGCUCUCUCCGGUCGGACUGGCUCGGCGGGCAGCCUCGGGAACAGCCCCACAAUGGCCGCCGGCAGGCCGCCGCACGGCGGAGGCGGCGUCGGGCCCGAGCUCGACUUCAGGUCGGCGGCCCGCAUGGAGGACCUGAACCGGCUCAUCCAAGAGUUCAGCAAGCACGACCAGCGGGAGUACGACGACCAGCGGGCACUAGAGAUCCACACGGCCAAGGACUUCAUCUUCUCAAUGCUGGGAAUGGUCCAGAAGUUGGACCAGAAGCUCCCGGUGGCCAAUGAGUACCUCCUGCUCUCGGGAGGCGUUCGGGAAGGUGUGGUGGACAUGGACCUGGACGAGCUGAGCGUCUACGCCCGUGGCACAGACUACGACAUGGACUUCACUCUGCUGGUCCCAGCGCUCAAACUCCAUGACCGCAACCAGCCGGUGACCCUGGACAUGAGGCACUCAGCCCUGGGCCACUCCUGGCUCAGCCUGCGCCUCUUUGAUGAAGGAACUAUCAACAAGUGGAAGGACUGCUGCACCAUCGUCGACCACAUCAGCGGGACCACCAACUACUUCUUCUCUCCGACGCUAGUGGCUGACUGGUUCUACCAGUCCAUCUCCCUAGUGCUGCUGGAGGUGCAGAAGAAGCCACAGAGAGGGAUGCCCAGAGUGGAGAAGGUGGAGAGGAACGGCACCAUCAUCUCCGUCAUCCUGGGUGUUGGGAGCAGCCGGAUGCUCUACGACAUCGUCCCCGUGGUGUCGUUUAAAGGCUGGCCGGCUGUUGCUCAGAGCUGGCUGAUGGAGAACCACUUCUGGGAUGGGAAGAUCACUGAGGAGGAGGUGAUCAGCGGCUUCUACCUUGUCCCCGCCUGCUCCUACAAAGGCCGCAAGGAGAAUGAGUGGCGGCUGUCGUUCGCCCGCAGUGAGGUGCAGCUAAAGAAGUGCAUCUCGUCCAGCCUGAUGCAGGCCUACCAGGCCUGUAAAGCCAUCAUCAUAAAGCUGCUCUCCCGCCCCAAAGCCAUCAGCCCCUACCACCUCCGCAGCAUCAUGCUGUGGGCGUGUGACCGCCUCCCUGCCAACUACCUGGCACAGGACGACUUCUCCGCCCACUUCCUGCUCGGCCUGAUCGACGACCUGCAGCACUGCCUCGUCAACAAGAUGUGUCCCAAUUACUUCAUUCCCCAGUGCAACAUGCUGGAGCACCUGUCGGACGAGACGGCCAUGCUGCACGCCCGCAAACUGUCCUCGGUGCGCUCCGACCCGGCCGAGCACCUCCGCACCACCAUCGAACACGCCAAGGCCGCCAACAGGCUGACGGUGGAACUGCAGUGGCGAGGAAGCUCCAACAACCUGCCGUCACCGCAGUCUGACGCUGGAGGCGAGAACCAGCCAGACGAUCGGCUGGCCAAGAAGCUUCAGCAGCUCGUCACCGAGAAUCCUGGGAAAUCCAUUUCAGUCUUCAUCAACCCGGACGAUGUGACGCGACCACACUUCCGCAUCGACGACAAAUUCUUCUGAAACUGAGAAACGUUCUGCCAGACCUCCUCCUCCUCUCUCUCUCUGCCUUCCUCCUCCUCACCCGGUGCCCCGCCUCCUCUGAAACUUUAUUUUUUACAUUUUUUAUGUUUUUCUGCCACAGAGUGAAGUGAGGUGAUUGUCUAGUUGUGUCUGCCACAGUUUUUUAUUUUUAUUUUUCUAUUCCCUCUCCCUUCUUCCCUCCUCUUUCACUGUGUGCCCUGUGUUUUUUUACCUGCUGAAUGCCUUUUAAAUAGACAGCUGAAUAGCAGCAGGUUGUUUUUAAAACUGAAGGAUGAGGUGAAAUCCACCUCCAGAUGGAAUUCAUCUUCCUGUCCGACGGUAGUUCAAUGUGAUUAUCAGGGAUUCUGGAAAUGAGACCAAACCCCCACCUCCUGAAAACAUCACAGCAGCCUCAGUAACCUGUAGUAACCAGGUAACAUGAAGGUAAUAUUUCCACCUUAAAAUAUGAUGCAAUCACUGGCCAGUCAUUACCACUGAAAGAAUAAAAGCUCAUUAAUACAUCUUUAUUUAUUAAAGCAGUUAAACAGUAACUGAUGCACAGCUUUGCAACAAUUACACUAAAUAUUCUGUAACAAAGAAAGAGCAAAGAUGUUACAAACGUUUGAUCAGUGAUCAAUCUGAUCAUUUAUCUUAUUUAUUUACUUUAUUUUGCUGUUUUCUUCUCAGGAAUUAUGACUUUUAUUGUAAUUAAGUCUAAUAAAAUAAUUAAGCUGAGGCAUUAUCUCUUAUACAUGCUCAGUAUUCUUCUCCUCUCUCUUCUCCAUUCUUCUUCUUUAUUAUAAUCAUGACUUUUUUUAUAUAAAGUUUCUCAUAAUAAUUCAGUAUGUCACCCAGUCAGAAACAUUUCCUCAUAAUUAAAGGUGCAUCAUCUCAACAUCUCAGAUAUGUACAUAUAUACAUAUAUCAUAAUUGUAACCUUGAUAAUAAGUUAUAACGAUGAUGUGAUAUCUGAAUUUUUCUCAUAAUAAUUUGGUUAUGAGUCAAUGAUAGAUGCUAAUUUGUCAUGAUUAAAUUGCAAGAUUUAAUAUGUGACAUUAUCUAAUAAUUAAAAUGAUAAGAUACUGUCGUAUCAUUAUAGGAAAAUAAUAAGAGAGCAACAGCAAGCUAAGAUGGAGGAUUUUUGUUUUUGCCCCUGAUUGUUAAAACACUGAACCUGCAGCUGCAUCAAGGCUGUUCUAUAUGAGAUUGUACACACACACUCAGGAGGUGGGAAUGCCAAAUGGCACGUGGUGUCUCAGAGCCAGGAGUGAAGAUGAGUUGUGUUUGAAGGUGGAUUUUGUCCCUCUGAAGAAUGUCUUAGUCCUGCUGGGGGACAAUGGUACUAAUGUCUUAGAGACUAACUGUAAAUAGAAGAAAGCUGACUGAACACUGAUGUGUAGACAGAAGUGAAAUAGAGACUGAUGACUCAUGAUGAUGAUGUGUGGACAACUCUUCGUCUAACUUUGCACAGAAUGUAAAAAAAAAAACACUUUUCCUCUCGAUGGUGGACGUCGUGUUCGUCCUGACUCUGAAAUGUUGUAUCAUAUCAUCAGACAGUGACACUUUACUGAAGAGCUGUCGUACUGAGCAUUUUAAAUGUGCGUUAACCAGUGAAAAAGCAGGAAGUACACAGUGAUACUGCAGUAACACUUCAUCAGUCUGUCUUUAAUGUGCUGACCACAGAGUGGUCUGCUUCAAACCAUCGGCUUCACCUGAAUUUAAAGUCUUAAAAGUUGAUCUGACAGCAGGUCCAGGACCUGUUAAAAGCUCUUUUGAAUGUGAAUGUGAACACAAGGUGUAAAGUGCCCAUGUGGUGUUUGGGGACAGCUAUGAAAAUCAGAUUUCAAUUGACCUACAGACACACACAGACUUUUUUCUGCUGCUCACUCGCAGAACUUCUCAUAAGGUUCAGAAAACUGGUGACGUGAAUGUUAGUUUCAGACUAACUCAGACCAGGAGAGGUGACGUGGUGAAAAAACUUGCCCCAAACAAGACUCUGUUGUCCAACAUGUGGAGGUUGAUAAAAGAUUCAGUUCUGCAGAUGAUCUCUGUCCUGAGGGAAAGAGCUUGACUGUUCUCUGUGAUACAACUUUAACAAGAGGCAAACAAGAAAACAAGGUGUGGAAACAGAUCACUCAGGUGCUGAUCUAUGUUGUGCAGCAGUAUUGUGGUAACAGGAUAAAAUCUUUCAUUAUCACAUCACCUCUGCUAAUGUCAUAUUAUGGACUUUAAGCGGUGACGGUUGAUGGGACAGCUACCGCAUGAUGCAAUGAUGUAGAUUCUAUGUCGACACUUCUUACUGAUGCAGUUUAACUGUCUACUAUGAGAGAAAGACUAGUUUGCCCUGUGAUACGUUACAGACUUAGCAGGUAAUUAUAAAUUCUUGUCUUAUUUAACACUUUUAUUUCAUUUAUAUUCAAUCAUACCGUUAGUAUUUUAUGCAUUAUGAGUAUAUUUGUUAAAGAUACUGAUAAUUUGACAGAUUUUUCCAGUUUAUUCAUAGACAAGUCAGCCAUUGCCAGCAGCACUCAAGAUGCUGAGAGGUGAGAGCCAAGCUCAUGUUCCAGUAGGCAAACUGUUGUUAACCUCCAUCCUCCCUCUCCAGCCCACCACCUCACUGUGCUGUGUGUUGAUGUCUCUGUCCGUGGUGCUGAAGUAACUUAUUUAUACAAACUCCUCAUCUGAUUUGAAAUUGUCUGUAAAGCGAAUAGCAAGAGCUCUCAGGACAUUUAAAGAAACACUGUAGCAAUGUUCAGAUCGACCUUGGUUAGCUGAAGAAGUGAAGUAGCUGUUACCAUUAGCUAUUACCACGGCAUCACGUUGGAAUGUAUACGGGCACCGUAGCCGUCACUUCACCUGUUGCUAUUAGUGAGUGAGGCGUUUUGUUAGACAGUCUUCUGCAGAAUGAACUGAUCAUAAGAUUCCUGUAGUAAGGGAGCACUAGAAAAGAAGUGGUUUAUACAACUUUGUGUCCGACCGUGUAGGAAAUCAGAUGAGUUCAGAAGCCUUCAUACAGAGGAGACAAGAUGUUGUAAAAAGGGGGAUAACGGCAAAUAUUUUCAUACAUUGUCUCCAAAAAGACCUUGAUAUUAUUGCGCUGGGUUGUUCAGAGAAAUAACAGAGGUUUACAAAGCUCUGGCAGAGUCUACCUGACACUCAACACGGUCUGAGUCCACCUCCAGAGACUCCCAACCUAACUGCACAUUUUAGAUAAGUAGCAUAAUGUGGACAACACAGCUGCCUGCACCAAGGGCAUAUACUAAACUCUUGCCUAUUUUAGGCUCCACUGUUGGUCAGUGUAACAGACAGGGAAAUUCAGAGCAACAGCUUAAACACUGAUCACUUCAGGAGAUGUUGUAAAGGACAUUUAAUGAGGGAACACUUAAAGUAAUGGUCAAAGGCUUCCUAAACAAUGUGUGGACUAAAUGGCUUAGAAAAUGAACGAGUCUCAGUCAGAGCUGGGGAUGUGAAUUCGCAACAAUUUAUCUUUCUCUGUAGUAAACUUCAAAUCCAACCUGUCAGUGAACACAUCUAACAGCAUCACUGUGUUUUCAGCCUGUCUCCUCCACUGUUUAACACUCAGGUGAAUCUGCUGCAGUGUGAGCAUGGUCUGUAGAGUGUCACUGACUCUCUCUUUAGACAUGAUAUCACACGCAACUCUCUCCACUGACUCCUCUCACUCUCCUCCAUGUUCUUUGUUCUGAUCAGAAAUGAUCGCACAUGUCAAUAUGCUUCGCUGUUUGUGUUUGACCUGCUGUUUUUGUUUAACCUGAUGUUUUGUUGUCAGCUGCUUUUCUGUGUUUUGAUGUGAUGAAGAUUCAACUCAACUCAACCAGCUCAGGACGUGAAUCAUAGAGGGACAUGUGGUCUGAUGGAGAAGUUUCAGAAACAUGAUUCCAGCCUUAUUCUAAAAGGUCUGAAGCUCAGGGUGGAAUGUCCCACCAGUCACACCAUAUUUUUCAGGUCUCAAGAUUCUUCAUAGGAAUAACACUGAUAGUUAAACUAAAGCCCAACCAGCUCAGAGUGGGUUGACCAUGUCUGCAGCAUUUACAGUGGGUACGGAAAGUAUUCAGACCCCUUUAAAUUUUUCACUCUUUGUUUCA